GUGCAUCAUGCUGUUCCAUCCGGAGUUUGAGGGGGCGGGGCAGAGGGCGGGGCUUCAGGUGUGGCGGGUGGAGAACAUGGAUCUGGUUCCUGUCCCUGCCCCCUUGCACGGAGGUUUCUACAGCGGAGACGCUUACCUGGUCCUCCACAGCUCGGAGAACCGCCGGGGGGUUCUGCUGCACCACCUGCACUACUGGCUAGGGUCCGAGUGCUCUCAGGAUGAGAGCGGUGCAGCGGCCAUCUUUGCGGUCCAGAUGGACGACUUCCUGCAGGGGGCGCCGAUCCAGUACCGCGAAGUCCAGGGCUACGAGUCCAAAGCAUUCAUAGAGUACUUCAAAACCGGACUCAAGUACAUG
Messenger RNA from Etheostoma cragini (Arkansas darter), 355 nucleotides. Its product is annotated as adseverin-like. The record is from RefSeq and is a predicted model, not a curated record. The annotation marks the transcript as partial. Gene Ontology annotation, cellular component: actin cytoskeleton; cytoplasm. Gene Ontology annotation, biological process: actin polymerization or depolymerization; barbed-end actin filament capping; actin filament severing. NCBI's taxonomy places the organism in Eukaryota, Metazoa, Chordata, Actinopteri, Perciformes, Percidae. Gene Ontology annotation, molecular function: phosphatidylinositol-4,5-bisphosphate binding; actin filament binding. The transcript has 2 exons.